UGUCGCAUCGCCAUUGAGCUCGCCACCAUGGGUGCCCAAGAGUCCAAACCCCAAGGUCAUUCAUGGAAGGUCUCAGGACCUCCCAGCGUCUCUCUACCGGUCCUAGAGACGCUCCAAACCAGUCCUGAAACCGAUGCGUCUCGCAGCAGACUAGUCGAGCAGCACAUCCAGGCCCGCGUUGCCGAGGAGCUCAAGAAGCUGCACAAGAAAGAAUCCGACGCCCUGAAACUCGCGCACGACAAACUCGCCGACCUUGCAUCUUCAGACGCCGAAGACAAGGGCCCCUCACGCUAUACCGUCGGCAAGGAGAUCGAGGCGCUAAGCGGCAAACUCGAGCAGCGAAAGCAGGUGCGGGAACUGCCCGAGGGCGUGGAGAUUGCACGAAACAACGUUAUCCGAUGCUUGAGAGAAAACGACAGGAAGCCACUAGUCUGCUACGACGAGGUUGAGGCGUUCAAGGCGGAAGUGAAGAAGCUGGAGAAGGAAUGGAUUAACAGGGUGACCGCAUAA
Trichoderma atroviride IMI 206040 is the source of this 510-nucleotide messenger RNA. RefSeq lists its product as uncharacterized. The record is from RefSeq and is a predicted model, not a curated record. NCBI's taxonomy places the organism in Eukaryota, Fungi, Ascomycota, Sordariomycetes, Hypocreales, Hypocreaceae.